This is a messenger RNA of Echinostoma caproni, 1527 nucleotides long. Lineage: Eukaryota; Metazoa; Platyhelminthes; Trematoda; Plagiorchiida; Echinostomatidae. The record is from the annotation of a GenBank genome assembly.
AUGCAAUACGCUACCUCCCUGUCACAGCCACCGAUAUACGCUGCUCCCGCUGCUGCAGCUGAUGAUGAUGACUCGGAUGACGACGACGAUGAUGAUGAUAAUGAUGAUUCGGAUGUAGAUGAUGAUGAUGAUGAGGAGGAUGAUGAUGAAGAUGAUGAUGAUGAUGAUGAUGGUAAUCGCGGUAAUGAUGAUGAUGAUGACCGUGAUGACUCAAUUGAUUCGGAUGAUGAAGAUCCAGGCGAUGUUUAUGAUGAUGAUGAAGAUGCUGAUGAUGACGAUGAUGAUGAAUAUGAUGAUGAUGAUGAUGACGAUGAUGAUGAAUAUGAUGACGAUGAUGAUGAUGACGACGAUGAUGCGGAUGAUGUUGAUGAUGAUUAUGAUGAUGUUUCGGAUGAUGAUCAAGCCGAUGAUGAUGACGACACUUCGCAAGAUUAUUCGCAUGAUGAUGAUGAUGAUGAUGAUGUUGAUGAUGAUGAUUUGGAUGACGAUGAUGAUGGCGACGAUGAUGACGGUGACUGGGAUGAAGAUGAUGAUAUUCACGAUGAUGAUGAUGAUUCUGGUGAUGAUGAUGAUGAUGCUGAUGAUGAGGAUGAUUAUGAUGAUGAUGAUGAUGGUGAUGACGACGAUGAUGAUGACGAAUAUAAUGUUGAUUCGGAUGAUGAUGAUAAUGAUGGUGAUGAUGAUGAAUAUGAUGAUGAAGAUGAUGAUGGUGAUGAUGAUGAUGAUGAUGUUGAAGAUGAUGAUGAUGAACAUGAUUCGGAUGACGAUGAUGAUGAAGAUGAUGAUGCUGCUGCUGAUGAUGAGGAUGAUGGUGAAGAUGAUGAUGAUGACGAUGAUGAUGAUGAUGAUGAUGAUAACGAAGAUGACGAUCAUGAUUAUGAACAUGACGAUAAAGAUGACGAUGAUGAUGAUGAUGAUGUUGAUGACGAUGUUGAUGAUGAUGAUGAUGAUGAUGAUGAUGAUUAUGAUGAUCAUGAUGAUGUUCAUGAUGAUGAUGAUGAUGAUGAUGAUGAUGAUGAUGAUGAUGAUCAUGACGAUGAUGAUUCGGAUGAUGACGAUGAUGAUGAUGUUGAUGAUGAUGAAUAUAAUGCUGAUGAUCAUGAUGAUUUAAAUGAUUCGGAUGAUGAUGAUUAUGCGGACGAUGAUAAUGAUGAAUCGGAUGAUGAUGAUAAUCAUGAUAAUGAUGAUGACGAUGAUGAUGAUGAUGAUGAUGACUCGCAUGAUGAUGAUGAUGUUGAUGAUGGUGGUGUUGCGCACGAUUAUUCGCAUCAUGAUGAUGAUGAUGAUGAUGAUGAUUCGGAUGAUGAUGAUGGUGAUGAUUCGCAUGACGUUUCGCAUGAUGAUGAUGAUGACGUUUUGGAGGAUGAUGAUCAUGAUGAUAAUGAUUCGGAUGAUGAAGAUCUUGGCGAUGUUUAUGAUGAUGAAGAAGAUGCUGAUGAUGAUGCUGAUGAUGAUGAUGAAGAUGAUGAUGAUGAUGUUGCUAAUGACGAUAAUCAUGACGAGGAUAAUGACGAUGAUUAUUCGUAG